This is a messenger RNA of Phymastichus coffea, 1088 nucleotides long. RefSeq names its product protein MIX23 (gene Ccdc58). Gene Ontology annotation, cellular component: mitochondrion; mitochondrial intermembrane space. The transcript is spliced from 2 exons. Lineage: Eukaryota; Metazoa; Arthropoda; Insecta; Hymenoptera; Eulophidae. The record is from RefSeq and is a predicted model, not a curated record. Bases 302 to 733 code for a protein of 143 amino acids.
CAUAAAUACGCGCGAAACUAUUGUAUUACAUAUCGAUAUAAAUAUAAAACUGAUGAACAAACUUUUCAUAAUUACGUAUGUCAUUAUUCACGCCUCUCGCACAUUCUAUUUUAAAAUUCAUAUCGACAAUGAAUUCACAUUUCUAUAUUUGUUUAAAUGAUUUCAUUUACCACAAAAAUAGAUUGCUUAAAACAAAUAUCUAUUUAAACGGUGUCAUCUAUUCUGUUUUAUCACUUUGGAUCUAAGAUCUUCUAAUAUGUAAGAUCGGGAUUCGGAUUUCGGGGAUAGAUUUUUAUGAGAAAUGGCGUCAACAUCGACUAUGGAGUGCGGGGACUUUUUAGAAUUUCAGGAUGCUUUGCAAAAAAUGAGGCUAAUAGAUGACAAAAUUAUCUAUCUACUUAACACUACAAUACCUACAGAAUCAUUCAAGGGUCAAAUUGAUCCAAAACAUAAGUGUAAAGAUUUAUUCCAGCAAAUACAAACUGGUCAUUCUCAAAGAGAAAUUGCCAUUAAAAAGUGUUUAUAUUCUGUUCGUGACAGAGUGAAAGAAUUGAAAGAACUAAGAGAUUCUGGGAAAGAAGAUCCGACUUUGAUAAAAAAUUUAAGAAAAGAGCAAAGUACUUUACGCCUCCUUCAAUCAGAAUUGAAUGUUGAAGAGGUUAUUAAAAAAAGAACAACUCAAGUUUAUUAUGAAAGGUGCAGAGGCUUUUAUAAACCAGAAAAUGAAUCAUAAAAUUUGAUUUUUGAUGUUCAAAACAUAUUAAGUAAUGUACAAAAGAACUGUACCAAUAAUCCAGUGGCAAAUAGUAGACAACAAAUUUAAGAAACUAAAUAUGUUAAAAAUUAUGUAGGUAAUAUCUAUCAUGAAUUUAAAACAAAAGAUAUAUUCUUUUUUAAAAGAUCUGUGCAUUUCUCAAUCUUUGCUGGAUAUGUAAUACAUUUUUCGGAUUAAAUUAUGAUAAAUAUUACCAAUACAAUUUUUAUUUUCAAACAAAUUCUGUUGUAAAUAUAACUUAAUUAUAUCUAUAUGGAAUAUAGCUGAUUUGAAUGCAUCAUAUUUUUUUCAAAUAAUCAAGAUAAUCGGUGCU